Messenger RNA from Camellia sinensis, 959 nucleotides. RefSeq lists its product as uncharacterized. The record is from RefSeq and is a predicted model, not a curated record. Lineage: Eukaryota; Viridiplantae; Streptophyta; Magnoliopsida; Ericales; Theaceae.
UUUUGAAGACAGAGUCUCCUUGUAUUUUUUGAGCAAAGAAGUAAUAAGCAAUCUUACAAUUGGGGCUAUGACGUCUUUGCGCUUAUUGGGUCAACAUCUUGGUUCUCAGCAUUGAAAUAAUUUGAGGACUUGACUGACCGCCUUUUUGGUAACAAUGCUUCGAGUUGGCAGAGCAUUAUUCCUAUUGCAUAGACAGAUGCAUACCCUAUCCCGUGAUGGUCCUAGUGAAACCCUAAAGAGGAAGGUUGCUGAGUUGGAGAAGAUGAGGAAAAGGAAGAACCCUAAGAAAAAUCAGUUAUUUGUAGAAGUUCCGGAGCCAAGAACAUUCCUUGACACAGCGACUAUGCCGAUGAUUCUCACUGCUGUCGGAGUUGCUCUCUUUGCGAAGCUCCUGAUGAUGUAUGAUGAAUCCAAAUCCCAAGAGAUGAUUGAGCGCAAAAUAGAGCAUGCUCCUGCUGGUCAAGGCACAGUUAGGAUGCUUACUCGUGAGGAGUGGGAGGAAAUUAAAGAAGUGAGGCCAAGGACUCCGUUUGAAUCAAAGCUCGCCCGUCCAAAUGCACGAAUAAGAACUGGAGAACCAUUACACAAGGAUGAUUUGAAGGAUUGGACUAUUGAUGUGCUCACAGAUGCACUAACACGUGCCGAAGAAACUGUCAGACACAGGCCCAAAUGAAUUAGUUGAAAAAUAGGUAUAUUUACUUGUUUUAUUAUUGAACGUGAUUGCUUGGUAGGCAUUGAAAAUCUUCAAAGGAGUUGAUGUUUGAUGUUCAUCUUCCUGCUGUGAAUGGCAAAACAAAUGCAACUGCAAUGCUAUGUAGCCUUCAUUUAUAAACCAUUGCAGCUGCCAAGUUUUGCAGUGUCACCUUCUUACAGCCGGGUGCAAGUCGUAUUUUUUUUUUUUUUUCCGUUGGCUUACCCUCGUGUUCCAGACUCGCCUAAUAAUUUGUCGUGUCCGAGAA